Molecule: messenger RNA, 942 nt
Organism: Blepharisma stoltei
Lineage: Eukaryota; Ciliophora; Heterotrichea; Heterotrichida; Blepharismidae
Source: the annotation of a GenBank genome assembly
AUGGAAGCUUUGCACAGGGCAAAUUCCCUUUACAUGCAUGAUGAGUUUGCAGAAGCUGUAGAGUUAUAUGAGCAGGCUAUUAACACAGAAAAAAGCUUUGAAGGACUUAUUGGGUUAUCCUCAGCUUUAUUGAAAACUGGGCAGUAUAAAAGAGCUGAAGAAGCUGCAAGUGCUGCAAUCGAGAUUAAUCCAGACAAUUUUAUUGGAUUUUUCAGGCGAGCCCAAUCUUUAUUUUUCCAACAGCAAUUACAGCUUGCGUUACAAGAUUUCGAAGCAGCUGAAAAGCUCAAUGUAAAUGCUGCAGGAAUUUGGAUAAGAAAAUGCAAGGUAGAGAUAAGUAAUUUAGUUUUGCCGCCUGGCCGAGAUCCAUAUACUUGGUAUCAAAGUGACAGCCACGUAUUUAUAGUGUUAAACGUAAAAGCAAGAAGCAGUGAAGAAACAAAAAUUGAAAUAGCAGAAAACUCAUUAGAAGCUUCAGUCAUAAAUACUAAUUCAGCUGAAUUCACAGUACACAUAAACCUUGCCCGUCCAGUGGUCAAAGAAGAAUCAAGCUACAAAAUUCUUCCAACUAAAAUUGAGAUUUCUUUGAAAAAACGAGAAAAUUCAAACUGGAUAGACUUAGAGCCUCAAAAAAUUGCGGAAGUGAGGCCAAGCUAUCCAUCCUCAAAUAAAUUCAAAAGAGAUUGGAAUAAAAUUGAUAAAGAAUUAGAUCAGGAGUUGAAAAAAACCAAGCCUGAAGGAGAUGAAGCAUUAAAUGAACUGUUUAAACAAAUUUAUGAAAAUGGAGAUGAAGAUACCAGAAGGGCAAUGAUUAAAUCUUUUCAGACGUCUGGAGGGACAGUGCUCUCGACAAAUUGGGGGGAGGUCAGAAGUAAAGAUUAUGAAGGAAAAGACAGGCCUGAUCCACCAAAAGGACAAGAAUGGAAAAAAUGGGGUUCUUAA